Messenger RNA from Orussus abietinus, 3257 nucleotides. RefSeq lists its product as uncharacterized. Bases 270 to 2753 code for a protein of 827 amino acids. The record is from RefSeq and is a predicted model, not a curated record. Gene Ontology annotation, cellular component: membrane. The transcript is spliced from 12 exons. NCBI's taxonomy places the organism in Eukaryota, Metazoa, Arthropoda, Insecta, Hymenoptera, Orussidae.
GCUCCCGCGGGAAACGGACGAAUAUUCGCGUCCUGGUGCUCGAGUGGGCCUCUUCUCGCAAGGAUGACUGGCCGACGGUUCCCGGGGAGUCCUAAACUUUGACGGAUCCUUCGACCGUGCGGAAGGACCGGAUCUCGACGCUCCUGACGUUAGGACAGACGAAUGCGGAACGGUGGAAAGAAGUCGACCGUUCGAGGUGAGCCCGCGAUAUUUCCUUCGAGCCCGGAGGCAUCUUUCAAGAACGGCCAGUUGCCCCGACACCGCGGAAAAUGCUGCUGCUCAAAAGCUUCUUCAGGCGCAUCGCCAAGGACUUCCGGCAGAAGGAGUUGCUGCCUCUGAAAAUGAUAUUCUUCGUCCAGGCGUCGACCCUGUUCGUCCUGUAUCCCUACUUGACCAUUCACAUGAGAGAGCUGGGGAUCAACGUGGAGGAGACGGCGAUAAUGAGCGCGGUUACUCCAUUCGUAGCUAUCGUUAUGCCGCCUCUGGCCGGGUUGGUCGCGGAUCGAAUCGGCAAUUUCAAGAUCUUGCUGGCCUUCUUCUCUGGAAUGGGUGGAGCGGCGUCGCUGCUGCUCCUCUUGGUGCCGGUCGGCCGAGUCACGGUGGACUUCCCGGACAGCGCGGUCUUCGACCUGGGCUGCACCGGAAGCGAGAGCGCGAUGACGUACACCAUGAGUCAGAUUCAUCCCUGCGAGACUCGACUGCAGCCCGAAGUCGCGACGAGGCUCGAGAGCUGUGGGUACGCAUGUCACGUAGAUUUGCACGACCAAGGAGAUCUCGAGGCAAUCCUCGCCUCGAGGUUCUACACGGUGAGACGUUACGACACGUCCACCGGACAGAAUUCCUCGUUCAAGUACACGAUCUCGAAGAGCGACCUGCCCCGGGAGGUGGCCGCGGUGGACGACGUCAGGGAGCACCGCAAGCUGACCAACAACGAGUUCUACAAGACGUCCAUUCGGCAGCUCUCGAAGAGCACCUUUUUCUUUCCGACCAGCCAAUUGUUCGAGUUCAAUUGUUCCCAGAUCUUUUCGGAAGGAAGGAACACCACGGAGGAGGAAUUAAUCUCCGAGGACCGAACGUUUUGCACCUUUGGGCAGUUAUUGCCCGACGUGAGAGGCAAUGCCAGCGAAGAAUUUAACUCCCGCUCGUACAAGUCGAUACUGAAGAGUCUGAACGCGACGGACAUUGAUUUGCUAGAGGAGAAAAGAAGGUACCGGGUUGAAAAGUUAGCAUGGAACAGCGACGACCCGUACCCCGUGAUCUGCGAAAAUCCGGAUCGAAUUGCCCAGAAGGUAUCGUUGAGCUUGCCACUGGUCAAUUACACGACAGGAGGAGAUCCUUACAAGACUCUUCUCAUCGAAGCCUGCAGUAAGAGAUGCAUCGUGACCGCACCUCGUAAAGACGUUUGCGCAAAUAUGCAGACCGAAAUCGAGUACGACGUUCGGUUGACCUUUUGGCUUUAUCUUGCUAUCAGAGUGUUUAUAGGAAUGAUCGGGGGGACAGCAUUUGCCAUGUUCGAAGGCGCCUGCAUAGCCAUACUGAGGGAGCAGAAAGCGGAUUACGGUUUGCAGAGGAUUUAUGGCAGCAUAGGUGGGAUGAUUUCCUCGCCACUGUCGGGCUUAAUGAUAGAUUAUGCCAGCAGCGGAAAGGAAUAUACGGAUUUCAGACCGGCAUUCUAUUUGUAUGCAGCGCUUAAAAUCGUAGGAGGAGCUCUCAUGUUGACUAUUAACCUGGAAUUUAAACGGCCGUCAAGUAACGUUAUCAGUGACGUGAUCGGCGUGCUGAAAAAUAUCGAAAUCGUGGCUCUGCUCAUCGCAUGUUUUGUAUUAGGCACGGCUUGGGGUUACAUCGAGUCCUUCCUAUUUUGGCUCCUGCAGGAUCUGGGUGGGUCCAGAUCAUUGAUGGGAAUUACUAUAACGGUUGGAGGAAUUGCGGGUGUUCCUUUGCUCGUCAUGUCUGGGCCAAUUAUCGAGAAGAUUGGACACGCCAAUGUGCUAUUUGUGGGAUUCGUCUUUUACGCCAUCCGACUCUUAGGGUACUCUAUGAUAUACAAUCCCUGGCAUUGCUUGAUUUUUGAAGCUAUGGAAUCGGUGACUUCCUCUCUUAGCUUUACAGCUGCGGUGACUUAUGCUGCUAGACUGUCAACCACCACCACUGACAGCUCGAUACAAGGGUUGCUGGCAGGCUUAUACUACGGAGUUGGCAGGGGCUGCGGCAGCUUGAUCGGAGGAUAUCUAAUGAAAGCCUUUGGCACUCGUCCCACCUAUCAAAUCUUUGCGGUCGUAUCUUUAGCGACCGGCGUAAUUUACUACAUUUUUAACAUGGCUUACCUGAAGAAGCGUCCUCAGGUCGAGGGUAAUGACAUUGUAAAGAAGAAGCCCAAGCCUCCGAAGGACACGGGUGGCCUGGAAAAUGGAACUAUCGAGAUGAAAGCCUCAACGAAAGACGGUGUCAACGAAAAAAUCAUCGCUGGAACGGAGAACAAGGCUUUUGCCGAUGAUUCCGAAAAAGAGAAUCCCGAGGUAGAUUCCAAUGAAAUCGAAACUACCAACAACGCGAAAAAUCUAGACAAGAUCGAGCGGAUUUCGGAUAAGAAGAGAAAGAGCGUCGAUCUAAAAAUCGUCUCCGACGAUCACGAAAAAGAUGGCCCUCGUAAAAGGAUUUUAGACAGUGGAGUCAAUAAUCCAGCAUUUGAAAGGGAAAAGGACGGAAAGUACGACGUAAUCGUCGAAAGAGAACCGGAAAUAAAGAAAUAACCGGAUGGCCAUUCCGAGGGUUUCGGAGGACGAAGCUCGAAAGUGUCCUAAGGUGAUUAUUUGCGAAACCGCGAGUUUUGCGUUGUACAGUAGUCUUAAUGCAACUAGUGACGGUACAAUUAACGGAACGUUGAUUUUUUUUUUUAAUUUAUAAGUAUUUAUGUUUCGACGUAGUAUUGCUAGACGUAAGACCUUCCCCGUGGAAACUCCGCCUCGCACCGUCAGUCAAUCGAACAUGAUUAUUCCUAUAAGACGGUUUACUCUGUAUUUAUUAUACAUUUAACGGUAGUUAAGGUUUUGAUCGCACCGACGAUUGUGAAAAAUCCACUUUUAGAACACGUCACUUUGACUUAAUGAAUCAUUGGGAAUUGUAUCGUAUAUUUUAUAUGCGUUUAUCGCACGUUAGUUAGAAAUUUCUUACCUCCUAAGGGAAACAAAAAUGUAGCAUAUGUAUAUUUUUAUCAGUGAAGUGUGUUGAAGAUUAAAAAAAAACAUCAAGUAAUA